AUGAAAGAGGCAUUUGAGCUCCUGCAGCGCGAUGGCGAAAUUCCAAAGGCUUCUGUUCCAACAGCACUGAGGGCUGCAGGACUCAAUCCAAGUGAGGAGAAGAUCAAAGAAAUCAUGGCGACAGCAACAGAUGUGGAUAUGACUGGAUACGAGGCUCUUGUGGAAAAAAAUGAUGACAAGACGGAUACGUCAGAGGCAGUGAAGGAGGCUUUUCGUGUCUUCGACAAAGACUUGGACGGUACUGUCUCGGUGGCCGAGUUCCGGCACAUCAUGACCACUAUGGGAGAGAAGUACAACGAUGAGGAGUUUCGUGAUUUAGUUCAGGGGUUUGAGAAUAACGGUGUUAUCCACUACGAACAAUUUGUAGACAAGAUGCUUGCGCCGUUCACAGAACAUGGGGGUGCAGAUGAUACUCACUAA
Messenger RNA from Leishmania braziliensis MHOM/BR/75/M2904, 420 nucleotides. RefSeq names its product EF hand containing protein. Gene Ontology annotation, cellular component: myosin II complex. The transcript has a single exon. Gene Ontology annotation, molecular function: calcium ion binding. The record is from RefSeq and is a predicted model, not a curated record. NCBI's taxonomy places the organism in Eukaryota, Euglenozoa, Kinetoplastea, Trypanosomatida, Trypanosomatidae. The coding region runs from base 1 to 420 and encodes 139 amino acids.